Molecule: messenger RNA, 1359 nt
Organism: Aureobasidium melanogenum CBS 110374
Lineage: Eukaryota; Fungi; Ascomycota; Dothideomycetes; Dothideales; Saccotheciaceae
Product: alpha-galactosidase 1
Exons: 3
Coding region: 1-1359 (452 amino acids)
Biological process (GO): carbohydrate metabolic process
Molecular function (GO): hydrolase activity, hydrolyzing O-glycosyl compounds
Source: RefSeq, a predicted model, not a curated record
AUGUCGCAAUUGAUGGUACUUGCUUUGACUGCGCUCCCAGCAGUCCUGAGUCUUCAGCUACCUGGCGGUAUUGGAAAACUGCCAGCUUUAGGAUGGAACUCAUGGAAUGCCUAUGGCUGCGACAUUGACGAGGCUCGCAUUCUGCAAGCAGCCAAUGCCAUGAAAGACUUGGGCUUCCAAGCCGCCGGGUAUGAGUAUGUCAACUCUGAUGACUGCUGGUCUCAGAUGUCGGGAAGAGACGCUGUAACACAUCAGCUGUUGCCCAACUUCACGAAAUUUCCUGAGGGCAUCAAAGGCACUGCGGACAAGGUACAUGACUUGGGCUUUAAAUUCGGUAUCUACUCGAGCGCAGGCACCAUGACAUGCGGCCACUACUCUGGCUCGAUCGGCUAUGAGAACAUUGAUGCAGAGACAUUCGCUUCAUGGGGUGUUGACUACCUCAAGUAUGACAACUGCUUUCCGCCAGAAGAGUGGUACGACGACUGUUUGUCAUGCGAGCCAGACCCAAGUUUUUCUCCUACCGGCAUCAUCAAUGGUACUUGUUCCAACAGCACUCCACCUGUACACCACUACUCGUAUGAUCGUCCGAUCCCUAUUUGCGCAGAUGGAUGGCCUGUUGAUGGUAUCAACUAUACGGCCAAGUACACUGCGCUGAGGUUCCGCAUUAUGGGCAAUGCCUUGUUGGCGCAGAACAGGACUAUCUUGUACAGUCUGUGCGAGUGGGGUGUUGAUCUGCCAUGGACUUGGGGAAAUGGUACGGGUCAAUCAUGGCGUAUGUCGAACGACAUCAACCCUUCAUGGAGCCGCAUCCUGGAAAUUUUGAACCAGAACUCAUUCUUGUCCGACUACGGUAACUUCUACGGCCACAACGAUGCAGACAUGCUCGAAGUCGGAAACGGCAACCUCACCGACGCAGAAGUCCGCUCGCACUUUUCGCUUUGGGCCAUGAUGAAGUCGCCCCUGCUCAUUGGUACCGACGUGACAAAGCUCAGCAGCCACAAUAUCGGUGUCUUGCAAAACAAGGCACUACUUGCUUUCAACCAAGACCCGGUUUAUGGCAAGCCGGCCGCGCCGUACAAAUGGGGCAUCAAUCCAGAUUGGACCUAUAAUUCUUCAUUCCCAGCCCAAUAUUGGUCUGGAGCAUCGUCAAAUGGCACGAUGGUGGCUUUGUUCAAUCCUUUGAAUGACACGGUCUCGAUGACCGCUGAUUACAGCGAAAUUCCGGAGCUUAAUGCAGGAGGAUGCUAUCAGGUUUUGGAUGUCUGGAACAGCACUGAUCUUGGGUGCAAGGAGAAGAGCGUUACUGUGGAUGUCGCUCCUCAUGAUACUGCCGUGCUGCUUUUCGAGCAUUCGUGCUGA